AUGCGACAUCUCACCUCUAUUCCAAUACCAAGAGUCGCUGCUUGGCUCCUCGUGUUUGGAACUUGCCUUUUAGUUUUCACCUUUAGCCAGCUACCAACACAUCUGGUACAGCGAAGCUUCCAUCUCGUAACAUUUUCGGUGGAUGGCCCUGGCUCCGUCAAUUCGGUCCCGCAGAGUACACACAAUGUUCUUGACAUACUUCGGGCCCUAUAUCAGUCUUCCGUAGUCGAUAUCGAUGCCUCAAGCUUUAUUGAUCUCUCGGGCGAACGUCACAAUCUGUCCACAUCUGAACCGCUACGAUUUACAUCACGACUCGGAAAGAGGCUGCUCAUACUUGAUGUCGAUACUCGACCGCUCGAUGGAGAAGGCCAAGUGUUCUCUACAGACGCUCCUAGAUGGGAUAACCUACAUUAUCUCUCUGCAGGAAUCUUGUCGCAUCAACUCUUCGCACUAAUUCACGGAUACGACUAUAGGUUCAUCCGUGCAAAAUCAUGGGAGGGUCACUACGGAACCUGGGGUAAGAUCGCUGCGACGGCCAGUAUGUUGAGUUCGUACGACUGGAUCGUAACGUUGGAUGCGGAUGUGGCAUUUGUGCAUCCUCACCUUCCGCUGGAAUGGCUGUUCAACUACUGGAACAUCACUGAAGCGACUGCGCUCGCCACCGCUCUAGAUCCGGCCGCAGGAGCAAAUUUCGAUUCGAAACACCGUGUGCUGCCGAAUACAGGGUUCAUGAUUACGCAGCCCGCGGCUCCACACGCGAAAGAUAUAUACGACGCGUGGAGUGAGUGUACGAAAGGCGAACGAUAUCCAGGGUGCGAGAAAUGGAAGCUACAGUAUUUCCAUGAACAGUCCGCACUAGGAGAGUUCAUUCGAUAUGAGUUCGGGGAGAACAUCAAAGAGCUGCCAUGUCGAGAUGCGAACGGUUGUCCUGAGGUAAACAUCCCCGAAUGUACCGGACAGUUCCUACGACACUACUGGUCAUUGAAGCACAUGGCCAAAGAGCAAUUUGCAUCCACGUUGAUGCAGGGAGUGAUGCCACAUCUGUGGGACCAGUGGAAGGUCAAUGUCGAGGUGAUGGACAACCUUACUGUGGCGUGA
This is a messenger RNA of Pseudovirgaria hyperparasitica, 1098 nucleotides long. RefSeq lists its product as uncharacterized. Bases 1 to 1098 code for a protein of 365 amino acids. The record is from RefSeq and is a predicted model, not a curated record. Gene Ontology annotation, cellular component: Golgi membrane. The transcript has a single exon. Gene Ontology annotation, molecular function: glycosyltransferase activity. NCBI's taxonomy places the organism in Eukaryota, Fungi, Ascomycota, Dothideomycetes, Acrospermales, Acrospermaceae. Gene Ontology annotation, biological process: protein N-linked glycosylation.